AUGCCACCUUCCUCGGACGGUAACCUCUCGAUGCCAAUGGAAGACCUCGGUCGUAGGGCCAAGGUACACGACGUCAAGAAGCGGCUAGAAAUGACUGUUGAGAAGUCAACAGAGGCCAGGGCGCUCCUGGAGGAAACAUAUUGCAGCAACGAUCUGAAGUUCUUGUCAAGUCCGGAUCAACCAGAUGACCCACAAACUUUGCCAGUCCCUUCAACAACGCCAGCCGCGUGGCUCUGGCAAUGCAAGACGACGGGACCUAGAAUCGCCAGCAUUGGGCAUUUGCCCAUUGUUGCUGACUGGGCACCCAACCCCUCUGAUGCUCAUGCACGCACCGAGAGCACUCGAGCCGAACUCUUCGAUGGCGACCAUCCCGAGAGGUUGCUACCAUCAGUGGGAUAA
Molecule: messenger RNA, 399 nt
Organism: Fonsecaea monophora
Lineage: Eukaryota; Fungi; Ascomycota; Eurotiomycetes; Chaetothyriales; Herpotrichiellaceae
Exons: 3
Coding region: 1-399 (132 amino acids)
Source: RefSeq, a predicted model, not a curated record